GCGAGUUUAUUCUCUGCUCCUGCCUUAAUUGUUCCAUAAAUGAGCAUUAUUGAUAAGCAUGUCAAUAGGCAUAUAUAGAAAGAGCGGCAACCAGCAGUUGCAGCUUACCGAGCGCUUGCUGCAUUGGUGUUCACAUUGAUAAAAAGCGAGUUGAUAAGCCAAGCAAACGGAGCGGAAAUACAAGUUAAAAGCAGACGGCACAACAACAGAAAUCAGUUGCGAGCAAACCGCCCAGCAAAACAGACGUACAAAAAUCGCCAAGUGCUUAAGUAGGGAGGCCCGCAAAUGAAUGAAUGAACGUGCGAAGACGACACGACAAGUGCAAGAAACGAGUUACGAUAACAACACACAAAGCACAGAAGAAGCGUUCAGAUUUAGACGCACUUAAAAAGAGAGACAGACAGAGAAAGAGAGAGAGAGAGGUCAGCGAUCUUUAACCAGCUCCAAGCUCCUCCUAAACAGCGUCGGCAUCACCAUUAGCAGCCCAUGCCUUGGUAGUGGCAGAAGCAACGUGUGUAUAUCAGCAGCUAGCCAAGUGAUUCAGCUGCUCAGCGUAGACGCAGCCAGCCAGUCAGCCAAGUAAUUAUCGUGUACAGAGCUCCAGAGCAGUCUUUAGUAGAAGCUUGCAGCGUACGGUUCGAAAAUGGCACCACCAACUGUCUUGGUUACGGGUGGCGCGGGCUACAUUGGCUCACACACAGUGCUGGAAAUGCUGAACGCUGGCUACAAUGUCAUCUGUGUGGACAAUCUGUGCAAUGCCUACAGCGGAGGUGCCUCAAAGCUGCCCGAGGCACUGAGUCGUGUACAGGAAAUAACCGGCAAAAAGGUUCACUUCUAUCGCGUGGACAUCACAGAUCGCGAGCAAGUGCGCUCCGUCUUCCAGGAGCACAAAAUCGACAUGGUAGCCCACUUUGCGGCGCUCAAGGCUGUGGGCGAAUCCUGCCGCAUACCGCUGCAGUACUACCACAAUAAUAUGACGGGCACCAAUGUCCUGCUGGAGGCCAUGGCCGAUAACAAUGUAUUCAAAUUUGUGUACAGCUCGAGCGCCACUGUUUACGGUGAACCCAAGUUUUUGCCUGUUACUGAGGAGCAUCCGACGGGCAAUUGCACAUCACCCUAUGGCAAAACCAAAUAUUUUACAGAGGAAAUACUGAAGGAUCUGUGCAAGUCAGAUAAGCGCUGGGCAGUUGUCUCUUUGCGCUACUUCAAUCCCGUGGGCGCCCACAUAAGCGGUCGUAUUGGCGAGGAUCCCAAUGGUGAGCCCAACAAUCUGAUGCCCUACAUUGCCCAGGUGGCAGUUGGCCGUCGUCCAAAGCUCAGUGUCUACGGCAGCGAUUUUCCCACCAAGGACGGUACUGGCGUACGUGACUACAUACACAUUGUGGAUCUGGCUGAGGGACAUGUCAAGGCCCUGGACAAGCUGCGCAACAUUGCUGAAACUGGCUUCUUUGCCUACAAUCUGGGCACCGGUGUUGGCUGCUCUGUGCUGGAGCUGGUGCAUGCUUUCGAACGUGCUUCCGGCAAGAAGGUCAACUAUGAGCUGGUCGAUCGGCGUUCAGGAGACGUAGCCACUUGCUAUGCGGACGCACAAUUGGCAUAUCGUGCGCUCGGCUGGAAGGCGACACGCGGCAUUGAUAAAAUGUGCGAAGAUACGUGGCGCUGGCAGAGUCAGAAUCCCAAUGGUUAUGCCAAUAAAUAGUUUCUGGCAGUUUCUCAUAUUGAUGCGUUCUUGCCUUUUACGUGGCAAGGUCGUCGUUCCGUAAGCGUGCCACGUUCUUUCUGCUAUCCUCUUUUGUUAUCAACUGCUUUUUUCGAUAAGUUCCUCAA
Messenger RNA from Drosophila virilis, 1827 nucleotides. RefSeq names its product UDP-galactose 4'-epimerase (gene Gale). NCBI's taxonomy places the organism in Eukaryota, Metazoa, Arthropoda, Insecta, Diptera, Drosophilidae. Gene Ontology annotation, biological process: beta-D-galactose catabolic process via UDP-galactose, Leloir pathway. The record is from RefSeq and is a predicted model, not a curated record. Gene Ontology annotation, molecular function: UDP-glucose 4-epimerase activity. Gene Ontology annotation, cellular component: cytosol.